Penicillium odoratum is the source of this 711-nucleotide messenger RNA. Its product is annotated as protein-L-isoaspartate O-methyltransferase. The coding region runs from base 1 to 711 and encodes 236 amino acids. The transcript has 2 exons. Lineage: Eukaryota; Fungi; Ascomycota; Eurotiomycetes; Eurotiales; Aspergillaceae. Gene Ontology annotation, molecular function: protein-L-isoaspartate (D-aspartate) O-methyltransferase activity. Gene Ontology annotation, cellular component: cytoplasm. The record is from RefSeq and is a predicted model, not a curated record. Gene Ontology annotation, biological process: protein modification process.
AUGGCAUGGUACUGCUCUGCGUCUACCAACACCGAGUUGGUUGAGAACUUGUCUCGGGUCGAUCUGAUCAAGAGUGAACGCGUCAAGGAAGCCAUGUUAGGUGUCGACCGGGCUCACUAUGCUCCAUCGCGGCCGUAUUCGGACUCACCCCAGUCCAUCGGACAUGGGGCAACGAUAUCAGCACCGCACAUGCACGCUCACGCAUGUGAAUAUCUCAUUGAAUACCUCAAACCUGGAGCCCAUGUCCUAGAUAUUGGAUCUGGAUCGGGGUAUCUCACUCACGUCUUGGCCAAUCUAGUGACCAGUUUACCUGGAUCAUCGGAAGAGCAGGGUCAAGUCAUUGGGAUCGAUCAUAUCUCCAACCUAGUGGAUCUGGCCCGAUCGAACAUGAACAAAUCCGCACAGGGUCGGGAAUUGCUGAACUCAGGACAAGUAAAAUUUAUCACAGCAGAUGGACGCCUGGGGUGGAAAGAAGGUGCCCCGUAUGACGCCAUCCAUGUUGGUGCAGCCGCGGAGACACUGCAUCCAGUCCUGAUUGAACAGCUGCGAGCCCCCGGCAGACUAUUCAUCCCAGUAGAGUCGGAGAGUGGAAGCGGUUUUAGCGGUGGACAAUACAUCUGGAUUGUCGAUAAGCGAGCGGAUGGAUCGGUCCGCAAGGAGAAAGUCUUCCAAGUCAGCUAUGUGCCUCUCACCAACGCACCUCGAUCAUGA